UUUUAAACCGCAUUCAAUUCACUUAAAGCGUAGUUUAUUGUGUAAUUUAAGUGUUUUAGUGUAUAAAUUAAACAACAUGGUUGUUGUAUCUCCUUCUUUUUCGGUACCGGCCGAAGGUAUUUUGAUGCAAUUGCCUUCGGUUAAUUUAAUAGUAAAUAACGAUGUGGACUUAGGUACAGCAACGCUGUAUAUAACUGAACACAAUGUAGUAUGGGGCGGAGGAGUGGGCAGACAAGGAGGUCCGUCUCCAACAGUGACCCUUAUGUACCCAAAUAUCUCUCUACACGCUAUACAGAGGGAUCCUGGACCAGGACUCAUUCUCGUUAUCAACCAUGAACUUAGUUUACCAGAAAUGACGCAGCAGGGCGCUGGCGACGCCCCGGUAGAUGAUGACGAUGAAUACGACGCUGAUGAGGAGCCCAUGACUAAACUAAGGUUUGUCCCACAAAACGACAAUGACUUGGAGGCGAUGUUCAUGGCUAUGAACCAGGGUCAGUCGUUACACCCUGACCCGGCAGACGAGAUCGAUGAAGAUGAAGAGGAUCCUUACAUGGAUGGAGAGGAAUUCGAUGAAGGAGAGGAUGAAUUUGAAGAUGCAGAGGAAAGCAAUAUGUCUGCCGAGGACGCGGCCGCGAGGCUCCGGCAGAUGAGGUUGGAGAACGUCAACGGUACACAUGAACGCGUCAAUGAUGAAGCGGAGGACGCGGAUAUAGCGGAGUGAUGAGUAAAACGUAUUUGUUUAAUUAUUAUUAUUACUGGCUUCUUCCAUGUCUACGCUACGGCACACAUACUUUAACAAUAAUAAAAACCUCUUAUCUGUAAUAUAAAACUUAUUAAUUUUCGUUCAGCCUAUAAGUGCCC
This is a messenger RNA of Spodoptera exigua (beet armyworm), 861 nucleotides long. The record is from the annotation of a GenBank genome assembly. NCBI's taxonomy places the organism in Eukaryota, Metazoa, Arthropoda, Insecta, Lepidoptera, Noctuidae.